Molecule: messenger RNA, 781 nt
Organism: Drosophila hydei
Lineage: Eukaryota; Metazoa; Arthropoda; Insecta; Diptera; Drosophilidae
Exons: 2
Coding region: 16-762 (248 amino acids)
Molecular function (GO): lysozyme activity
Source: RefSeq, a predicted model, not a curated record
UUUGCAGAGUAUAUAAUGUCAACGACUCCAACAAGUGUAGCAGUUACCCAAGGCGACAGAAGCCAGCAGCAGCAGCACCAGCACCAGCAACAAGGCAUUCGAGUAAAGUACGGAAAAUGUAGCAUUGGAAAGCUGCUGAGCACAGCUGCCAUUUUGGUAGCCCUGCUGCUAGUCGUGGGCGCCAUCUAUAUGCAUGUAAUGCAAAAACAUCAUCUUGGUCGCCUAAAUAUUGAGCUGGCAGCGAAUAGAAACGAAGACGGCGAGGCGACACCCCCCUUCCAAGGGGUCACAAUGCCAGCCGUGGCUGCUUUAGGCACUCAGCUGCUUGGCGAUGAGUGUCUGGAGUGCAUCGCGGCGACAGCCACAGCAAAUAGACCGGCAACGUGCCAUUCAAAUCCAUGCAGCAUCUAUCGGAUCUCCAGGCCCUAUUGGCAGGAUGCGGUACGGCACGCAACAUACGUUGGUGCCGAUGGUAAUGUGAAUUUAUUGAAAGAACAGCUGGCUUUGCUUGACCAUCGAUUAAUCCAACGUAACACUAUUCCAGAUUAUGAGAUUUGCGUAUCAAAUCCAGGCUGUGCUACGGCAACUGUGCGCAACUUCAUAACUUCUUAUGCAAGGGAUUGCGAUGGUGAUGGAGUGAUCCGGUGUCGAGAUCACAUAAUGCUGCAUCAACUGGGUCCAACCGGAUGUGUGAUGAGCUCGCUGCCUGUGUUGUCCCAGAACCGCAUGACUGAUUGUCUAAAAGCGAAAGGCCUUGAAUAGAGAUGCGUCUCUUUUCCCU